AUGGUACCACAUGCACCGAACAUAAUGUACAACCAAUGGAAGCGUCUUCGAGAAACAGAUCGUCACAAGGUACAACAUUCCACAGCCACUUGCAACGCUCCCUCUCUCCGUCGGGUAGAUUCUGCUCCUCCUCCAUCUCCACCUCAUCUACCACCACCACCGCCUUCGCCGCCCGAUCCGAUUCCAGACCCGACCCGAUUCUCACCCGCUCCACCAGCCCUACCCGCGUCACCCUUGGCAGAUCCGUUUCCCCUUCAUCGUCGAUUCGAUUCUCCGCCUACAGAAAGCCACCCGAUCGCCGCCGCCGCCGCGCACCACCACCACCACCAGAAGCAGAGCCACCGCUCGUUGAAGUCAGGACCGAAGAGGACGUGCAUGUGUUCCCCUACGACGCACCCAGGGUCCUUCCGGUGCAGCCUCCACAAGAGCAGCGCCGCCGCCGCCGGGUACAGCAAUCAUCCGUCGUCGUAUCGGUCGAGUCAUCAAUUGAAUAUGAGGCGAUCGGCGAUGACGAAUUCCUUGGUCCGAAUCGGAACGGUGGAGGGGGAUUUGGUGAGGAGAGCUCUGGCGGCGUUGAUUCGGCCGUCGUCACACAACUUGCGCCGCCGAUUCGAUUUCCAGCCGCGGCCGAGCCGGCUUUCUGUGAUGUCGAAAGCCGACGGCUUAUAGCGUCAAAACACACUUUUGCCCCUUUGUGUUCGUGUACAGAGUCGACUCGCUGAGUUGAUACACUGAGUUGGACUCGGGUGGUUUAGCCGAUUUUUGUGGCUGUGGAAAUCCCCUCAUUUAUGAGUUCUAUCGUAGUACAAGAACUCGAAUGAUUCUUCCCUUUCCUUUUUUUAUUUUUUUAUUUUCUUCUGUUACUAUAUGAUAUGAUGAUAAUACACUGUUGUGUUAAAUUUGGAAAUUAUUUGAAUUAAAUAUAAAUUUAAUUACAUAUCA
Erythranthe guttata (spotted monkey flower) is the source of this 942-nucleotide messenger RNA. RefSeq lists its product as uncharacterized. Lineage: Eukaryota; Viridiplantae; Streptophyta; Magnoliopsida; Lamiales; Phrymaceae. The record is from RefSeq and is a predicted model, not a curated record.